Messenger RNA from Carlito syrichta (Philippine tarsier), 1964 nucleotides. It is a transcript of the gene CUNH12orf43, whose product is annotated as chromosome unknown C12orf43 homolog. Gene Ontology annotation, biological process: negative regulation of Wnt signaling pathway; Wnt signaling pathway; Spemann organizer formation. The record is from RefSeq and is a predicted model, not a curated record. NCBI's taxonomy places the organism in Eukaryota, Metazoa, Chordata, Mammalia, Primates, Tarsiidae. The coding region runs from base 20 to 880 and encodes 286 amino acids. The transcript is spliced from 6 exons.
UUCUUUGCGGUGGCUCAAGAUGGCGGCGCUCAAUGGCGCCGUGAGUGAUUCGGAAAGCAGCAGCAGCAGCAGCGACGGGGAGCAGCUGGCACGGUGCCGGGAAGCGGCGAUGCCGGCCUGGGACUUGAAGAAGGGCCCGCAGGAGGCAGAGAAACCAAGAAGCGGUGCUGCAAAUAACCAGUUGCGAGCCUCCCAGCCAAGCCUCAGGUAUCAUGCCCUUUGGGUUCAUUCAGCAAACCUUGUUGAGGUCCUUUUGUGUUGUAGGCACAAGGUGGAUGAGCACGAACAAGAUGGCAAUGAGCUUCAGACCACCCCUGAGUUCCGAGCCCACGUAGCCAAGAAGCUGGGAGCCCUACUGGACAGCUUUAUUAUCAUCUCAGAAGUAGCAAAGGAGCCAGCAAAAACUGAAGUACAGAAAGUCACCUCAGAGGAUGACGGCUUCCGCCUUUUCUUCACGUCCAUUCCUGGAGGCCCUGAGAAGGAAGCUUCUCCCCCCUCCCGCCGCAAGCGACAGCCUUCCAGCUCCAGCGAGGACAGUGAUGAGGAGUGGCAGAGGUGCUUGGAGGCAGCUGUGUCGAUAUCCGACUUUCUCCAGGAGUCAGACAUCCACGGUCCUGUCAGGGAGGAGAAGAAGGCAAGAAAGAAAAGGAAGUCGAAAAAGAAAGCAAAGAAGGCUGCCAGGGUCGACUCGGCUGUAACCACCGCUGUCAAAACCAAUGGCGCUAUGGUCCAGAAACAGGAGAAGGAGUCAGGCAAGCCCAACAGGGACCAGAUGCUGUUUGGGAUCAAAAAGAAAAAAAGAAAGAAAAAGGCCAAGAAGGCCAGUGAGGCAUCUCUGUUCCCACCAGCAAAGAGAGCCACAGCUGUACCUGCAAACUGACCAUCUGUGGGCACAGGGCCCAACUAAUUCUGAGGACAAGGUACCCCCUGCAGAUGAGGGAUUUUCAAGCCCCACCUCCCUUUCUGAGUUCAAGGACUUGGCUGGCAAGACUGGCUCUGCCCACAAGAGCCUGAUCAUCAUGGGGGCUUGCGCAAGAGUCAGGGCAAAGAAGUGGCUGUAGGGCAAGAAGCCUAAGCAAGGCUUGCUGCUCUGUGUCCUCACAGAGGGUUGGGGCACACCUGUGGUUCCAGAACAUUCCAUGGCCUCAUGGAAGAAGGAGCCUUUCAGUUAUUCAAGACUAGUGACUAUAUGAUGAAGCUUCUAUCUCUCCACAACUGUUAGGUGGGCAGAGGAAAAAAAACCUUUCACCUUCCAAGCCACCUUUUUAGCCUGCUCUAAGAAACAGCCUUCAGAAAAUGAGAGAAGGGAUCCCCAAGAUGCCAAGGUGCAGAGAAACUUUUGUUCUUCUCCCCUUAACCCAUGUAGAAUUGAUAGAACUGCCUGAAAAAAGGAGAGAGAAGUUUACCCCCUAAUUUUCCAACUUUUCUUUGUCUACAGCUGUGAAUAUACCAUACAUGAUGAUGUCUCAGCCUAACCAGAUUAUCAAAAAUAAACUGCUGAGGGGCCCAAAACAAAACUUAGAGUGAUUUGGGUGUUGCCUCCCUGUCAGUGCUGAGCCUCGAGACAUUUUAAACAUCAUCCUCCUGCCUGCCUCCCUCGGAUAUGUUCCUUCACCCCAGCUUCAAGGCUUCAGGAAGUCCUUAGCCCUUGUGGACUAGGUUUCAUGCAGCAAGGGUAUUCUGCAAGACAGAAUAAAGUGGAAUCUGGCUUCAUUGCCUUCAUGGUCGGUUUCAACAGAGCAAGAGAAGCAAAGACCUGAGGUGGGCAAGUGUGUGCGCUGGGACCUGCCUCUCUCCAUAGGCCCCUUGCCUGCCUCAACCUCCCUCUGACUGUCCAAGCCCCAUCUGGGUGAUUUGUGGACAAGCAAGAAGUUUCCAGUACAUCUUUCAUUGACUUUACUAAAAGUUAAGUAAACAUACAGGCUCGCCCUUGGCUGGCUACAAGCCAUAGGGGCUGCUGGUUC